CACGGCUGGGGAUUGGAGCAGGAUGGGGAUAGAGCUGUGCGAGCCCAGCUACCUCUACAACCUCCUCAACCAGUACCGGCGCGUCUCCCGGCUGGCGGAGCCCAACUACCUCUGCCUGCUGGAUGCCCGCGGCCAGAGGGAGUACGACGAGAGCCACGUGGUGACAGCUCGCAGGAUCCUGCAGAGUCCCACAGGAGAGUAUCUGGUGCCAGAUUCAGAGGAGCUGAGGUGUGUCAGAUACUGUGUGGUGUAUGACUGUGAGAGCUGCUGUGGCUAUGAGGAAGAGGAGAAAGGAAAAGCUGCUGAGGAAGGAGCUGCCCUCCAGCAUGCCCAGGCCUUGGAGCGCUUCACUCGACACCCAGUGCUGGUCCUGAGGGGAGGAUACCAACGGUUCUCAGCCUCCUAUCCCUUCCUGAGGACUCAGAAGGUGCUGUGGAUGCCUCAGGAGCUAGCCAGCUUCCAGCCAUACCCUGCAGAGAUAUUGCCUGGGAAGCUCUAUCUGGGCAACUUCAAGCAGGCCUGUGACCAGCAGAUGCUAAAGGACCUGAAGAUCCAAGCCCAAGUCAGCAUCUCUGAACAGCCUGCAGCACUGUGUGCAGAAGGUGACAAACACCUCCAGGUGGCUGUUCCAGACUCCCUGGAAGCAGAUCUCUUCUCUUCCUUUGCCACCAUUUGUCACUUCAUAGAUGCUCAGCUGCCUCACAGAGCAGUGCUGCUCUUCUCCAGCCUGGGGCUCAGCCGCAGCAGCACUGCAGCCAUGGCCUACCUGAUGCACUCCUGCCACUUCUCCCUGAAGCGAGCCUGGAACCACGUCCUGAAAUGCAAGCCCAGUGUGAGACCUCCCCGGGGCUUUGUGGAGCAGCUCUCAGCCUGGGAGAGCCAAAUCUAUGGCACCAGGAUCACAGAUGUCUCUGAACCCCACUACUGACUGCCUGCAGAGCACCAGC
Molecule: messenger RNA, 947 nt
Organism: Dryobates pubescens (Downy woodpecker)
Lineage: Eukaryota; Metazoa; Chordata; Aves; Piciformes; Picidae
Gene: STYXL1
Product: serine/threonine/tyrosine interacting like 1
Exons: 8
Coding region: 23-928 (301 amino acids)
Biological process (GO): protein dephosphorylation; positive regulation of intrinsic apoptotic signaling pathway; negative regulation of cytoplasmic stress granule assembly
Cellular component (GO): mitochondrion
Molecular function (GO): protein phosphatase inhibitor activity; protein tyrosine/serine/threonine phosphatase activity; protein phosphatase binding
Source: RefSeq, a predicted model, not a curated record